UUUUAUAUUACACUGUAUGUCAGGUAUUACGUACUCAUGUUUAAAUAUCAGCUAAAAAGGUACAACGGUCACUCAGUUUUGUUUUGUUUUCCAAAAUCUUUUUGGGUGGUCCUCAAGAAAAAAAAAAAAAAAAAAAAAGUCUAGCCCAAGAGCAGUCCCUGUCCCCAAUACCCGGACGUUGCCAUGCCCAGGAGCGGGAGGGGCCUGCUUUGAGGAGACCAGGAAGGAGGAAGGGAAAGUAGGGAAAGGGGCGGGGGCGAAAGUGACGGGAGCAGUGAGAGCCGGAAAUGACUGGCUAGCGAGGAACCCAGGGGCACCCUGUCCGGCGGCGCUCUAGCCCCGGCGCCCUGUCUCUAUGCUCCCCCUGCGUCUGGUCUAUUUAUUGUCGCGGGGACGAAGCGGCCGCCCAGUACCCGGAACAACAAAGCGAGAAAGACGGAGCCCGAGCCUCGGGGGCUCCUAGCAACGGGCCGGGGCGGGAGUUCCAUGGAGACUGGGGAGCGCGCCCGCCUCAUCAUCAUCCUUGUCCUCCAGCUUAUCCUUCGCGUCCGACGUAACCGGCAGCAGCGCUGCCGCCGCGUUCUCUGCCGCCGCCCCCUCUUCCCACGAAGUAGCUGAAACUGCUGCUCUGCUCCAGUGAUUCAGGUGGCUCAAGAGUGACUGCAUACGAUUGGAGCAGUAUUUGUUUAUGGAUGUGAUCUUCGUGGUGGGAAGCUAAGUUUUUAAACUACCCCAAUGGAUGCAGACAGUGAUGUUGCAUUGGACAUUCUAAUUACAAAUGUAGUCUGUGUUUUUAGAACAAGAUGUCAUUUGAACUUAAGGAAGAUUGCUUUGGAGGGAGCAAAUGUAAUUUAUAAGCGUGAUGUUGGAAAAGUAUUAAUGAAGCUGAGAAAACCUAGAAUUACAGCUACAAUUUGGUCCUCAGGAAAAAUUAUUUGCACUGGAGCAACAAGUGAAGAAGAAGCUAAAUUUGGUGCCAGACGUUUAGCCCGCAGUCUUCAGAAACUAGGUUUUCAGGUAAUAUUUACAGAUUUUAAGGUUGUGAACGUUUUGGCGGUGUGUAACAUGCCAUUUGAAAUCCGUUUGCCGGAAUUCACGAAGAACAACAGACCUCAUGCCAGUUAUGAACCUGAACUUCAUCCUGCUGUGUGCUAUCGGAUAAAAUCUCUAAGAGCUACAUUACAGAUUUUUUCAACAGGAAGUAUCACAGUAACAGGGCCCAACGUAAAGGCUGUUGCGACUGCUGUGGAACAGAUUUACCCAUUUGUGUUUGAAAGCAGGAAAGAAAUUUUAUAAUUCAUCAUGUAAUUGGUUAGAAUUCCUAACUGAGCACCUUUUAAAACCUGCUGCACAUUGGACUCAAAACAAAAGGAAAACUGGACCAACAGUAAUUGAGGAAAUAGACUCUUUUAUUCAUUCACGGCUACAGUGUAAGCUCCAAGCCCUUUGGAUUUUAUUUCAAACCUUGCUGUAAUAUAAAAAGGAAGUUUACAAGACAUGACAUUGCUGCUUUUACAAAAGGACAUUCUAUUUAUUUUCGCAGUAAUUCUCAUGUCCCUGUAAGCAGAGCUGUCACAGUGUGCACUACCUUAAAUUGUUGCGUUAUUGUCAUUAUUUCUUCCCAGUUUGAGCUAAUGUGUUUUAUUUGUGAAUAGUCUUUUACAUUUUUGUAUGCUGAAUAUGGGCACCAAAGAACCUGUAAAAGUUAUCUUUUUCAAUUGAAUGUGCACAAAUAAAAGUUUGGAAAAGA
Messenger RNA from Mustela lutreola (European mink), 1750 nucleotides. RefSeq names its product TATA-box binding protein like 1 (gene TBPL1). Gene Ontology annotation, molecular function: DNA binding; general transcription initiation factor activity. The record is from RefSeq and is a predicted model, not a curated record. Gene Ontology annotation, biological process: DNA-templated transcription initiation. Bases 736 to 1296 code for a protein of 186 amino acids. NCBI's taxonomy places the organism in Eukaryota, Metazoa, Chordata, Mammalia, Carnivora, Mustelidae. The transcript has 8 exons.